This is a messenger RNA of Colletotrichum godetiae, 1177 nucleotides long. RefSeq lists its product as uncharacterized. The record is from RefSeq and is a predicted model, not a curated record. The transcript has a single exon. Lineage: Eukaryota; Fungi; Ascomycota; Sordariomycetes; Glomerellales; Glomerellaceae. The coding region runs from base 109 to 1029 and encodes 306 amino acids.
CUGUCUGCCUUCACCUGGUUUGGUCUGCCUCUACCUUGCUGCUUCCUUCACCUUCACCUUCACCUUCACCUUCCGAGUCUUUUUCUCUUGAUCCUCAAACUCCAAAAAAUGCACAAAAAAAAGGCAUCUUUUCGGCUUCGGGAUCCAGCCUACCUGCGUCCCCCUCCUCUUCCUCCUCCUGAAGCUACCUUGCCUUCGGUACCCGAACGGCGGGAUCUCGAACUUAAGCGGGUCGGGUCACUAUACCUACCGUCUUACCUCACUACCUACCUACACCGCACCGCACCGCACCGCACCGUACAUCCUGCCAGGCACCACCGCACCGUGCCUCUAGAGCACCUCGAGAAAAAAAAAAAGACACAGAGAAGCGCCUGCUUUCCAACCAUUGAAACACGGCUGCAUCGCAACGCUCCUUCACACGCUCUUCAUCAAGUCUUGAUCGUCUCCUCCGCGAUACUUCUUCAACUCGACUCGACUCCUCUUCUCUCCUUGACUUCCUUACUCUCGUCACUCUCGCUUGGUCAGCUUCGGGCCAGUGCUAGCAGACCCCUCCCUCUACCACCCCAGCAAUUCAUUGCAUGCUUUACUUUACCUCUCUCGUUCUGUCUAGUACUCUGCACAUCCACAUCCACUGCACCCACACACACACCACACACACAUCUGACCUUCGUUGCGGACACACGAGGCCACCGGCAUCCUGGCUUCGGCGGAUCUGACUUGAUCUUUACCUUCUUUUUUUCGCCUGCCGUUCUUCGGUCGGCAUGCCUCAAAAAAGCCAGUCACUCAUGUCUCCCAGAAUUACUAGAUCUUCUGCCCGGCAAGCGGCGAGUCUCGCGGCUUCAUCGACACAAUCCGCUGCAAGCGCCGAUCCCGCAGCCACCGCCCCUGCACCACAGAGCUCCAGCCCUCCGAACCCUCCCACCUCAGCCUCGCGGAAACGAAAGGCUUCAACACAAGCUACCAGCCCUACUCCUGGAGCACAGCCGUCUGCAUCAGCUUCCUCCAGGCGAUCAAAGCGUCAAAAGGUAGUCGACGCUGUUCCACCGCCUCAGCUCCCUACACAACCACCUGCCCCGCCUCGCUCCAAGAAAAAGGGCAAAUCUACCGCCGCCAUGUCGAGCCCAGAGUAAGCAAUCCCACUACCUGAACUUGGAGCUUGAGAACCUUCAAAGCUGAC